UGGAAAAUCCUGAUGGAACCCACCAAGUACCCGCUGAGCGAGAACGACAUCCUCUUUUCGAAGAGGCUGGAGAGCGUGCGCAAGGACGUCGAGUGCUUCUUCGGCAUCCUGAAGGGUCGCUUCAGGAUUCUGAAGCUCGUCAUGGCGUACCACGAGCAGGAGCGCAUUGACAACGUGUUUUUCACGUGCUGCAUCUUGCACAACAUGCUGCACAUCUUCGACGGAAUGGACCAGCUGGUGGAGAACACGCUCUGGGUCAGCGGUGCCGGGGCGGGGACUGGGGUGGCGACCGAGCAGGAGGCGGACUCUAGCUUUGUUGGGGCGAAGGACACCAACGACAAAGAGCAAGUAGAGAAAGGGCACGGGGAGCGCUAGAGGAAGCUUACUACGAGCUUCGCGUGCCGCAAGAAGCACAAGAAGGACAUUGGCUUUCUAGGUGAUCGACUCCGGUGUACUGCAGAGCUUUGCAUAGUGUCAAUGUUGCGCCCCACCUUGUCUUACACAAACCGCUGCAGCACCGUAUGUGUGACUUUUUUUUUUGGUACAUGGUACGGCAGCGAUGGAUUUUAUUUUCAUUCCCACCGCACAUGGUACGGCAGCAAUGGCUUUUAUUUUCAUCUCCACCCCCCCCCUUCCCCGUUCCCUGUACCCACCACGUGUUUUUUGGUUGUACUGUCUGACUUGUGUGGUGCUCGGGUGAACAUUUUCUGGUAGCGUGUGUGACUUUUUUUUUUGGUACAUGGUACGGCAGCGAUGGAUUUUAUUUUCAUUCCCACCGCCCCCCCUUCCCCGUGCCCUGUAUCCACCACGUGCUUUUUGGUUGUACCGUGUGACUUGUGUGGUGCUCGGGCAAACAUUUUGUUGUAUCGUGCGUGCCCUUUGUUUCGCGUACGGACUACGGCAGUAAUACUUUCUGCUGCAGACCCCCCACCGUCCCACGUGUGUGUGGUUUUCUUGUUAUGCAUGCAUAUUUGUUUCCACCUGCCUGUCCUUUACGGCCUGGGAGGCAUGCGGUGUAUGCAAAGGUCUUCGCACAAAGGGGAGGUGGUCUUGCAAGACGGGUCUUUAUCUCAACUGCAAUUGUAGAAAGCGUCAAGAGGGAUUCUAUCCCUGACAACGAACCACAAUCAUUUUCCACCAGUGUAACGGUGACACCAAAUUACAAUCAGCAUCACAGUAAAAGGGGGCACAGAAGGGGCACCCCGAAGGAUUCAGCGGGUCGGGGCAAAAGGGUGCAACAACGUCUUUACGAAUAACGUGGGGAAGGGGGGGGGGGCAUGACAAGCAUUACUGCCGCAGCCNCAAAUUACAAUCAGCAUCACAGUAAAAGGGGGCACAGAAGGGGCACCCCGAAGGAUUCAGCGGGUCGGGGCAAAAGGGUGCAACAACGUCUUUACGAAUAACGUGGGGAAGGGGGGGGGGGCAUGACAAGCAUUACUGCCGCAGCCCACACGCAUAAAAAAUUACAACCAUUUACAAGAAAAAACAACACCCAAAGAGAAGGCAUGUCGGACGGUGCAAACAACGUCUUGACAAUAAAACUUGGGCACAAGGGGACGGACGGGAAGAGGGCAUGACAAGCAUGACUGCCAUAGCCCGUACACAAAAAAAAACAAAAACAACCGCUACAAGGCAAAUGAAAAUAGCCAAAGAGAAGACAUGUCGGACGGUGCAACGACGUCUCUACAAAAAUCGUGGGAACAAAGGGGAGGGGGGGGGCAUGACAAGCGUUACUGCCGUAGCCCCCCGUACGCAAAAAAACAACACAACCGCUACAAGAAAAAAAAACACCCAAAGAGAAGGCAUGUCGGACGGUGCAAACGACGUCUUUACACAAAAAAACCUAGGCACAAGGGGACAGAGGGGGAGAGGGCAUGACAAGCAUGGCUGCCAUAGCCCGUACACAAA
Messenger RNA from Ectocarpus sp. CCAP 1310/34, 1908 nucleotides. The record is from the annotation of a GenBank genome assembly. Lineage: Eukaryota; Phaeophyceae; Ectocarpales; Ectocarpaceae.